This is a messenger RNA of Cyclopterus lumpus (lumpfish), 1788 nucleotides long. It is a transcript of the gene map6d1, whose product is annotated as MAP6 domain containing 1. Gene Ontology annotation, cellular component: cis-Golgi network; Golgi-associated vesicle; microtubule. Lineage: Eukaryota; Metazoa; Chordata; Actinopteri; Perciformes; Cyclopteridae. The transcript has 3 exons. The record is from RefSeq and is a predicted model, not a curated record. Gene Ontology annotation, biological process: cytoskeleton-dependent intracellular transport; microtubule cytoskeleton organization; regulation of microtubule cytoskeleton organization. The coding region runs from base 275 to 1198 and encodes 307 amino acids. Gene Ontology annotation, molecular function: calmodulin binding; microtubule binding.
ACAGAUUCCUCUGCAUCGUGGAGGCACUACAGACCACGUGAGAGAAAUAUUCAUCGACGGUCUCCGACAGACCGACUCAUCUCUGCUGGCACUCCUGCUGACAUGGACUCUUGGACACUGUAUUUUCUCAUCUUCCCACGAACGGACGCGGAGGGAGGGCGACCCCCUGUCUGAAUGUAACCUUUGAUCUGUUGCCCUUUUCUCUUCGUUUUUUCUUCUUUCUGUUUGAUUUUCUUCUUCUCUUCUCCACAAGUUAAAGCAGUUAAGAGGAGCUAUGGCUUGGCCGUGCAUCAGCAGAGUGUGCUGCCUGGCUCGUUUCUGGAACCAGUUCGACAAAUCGGACCUCUCUGUCCCGCUCACCAUCCAGAACUACUCGGACAUCGAGCAGGAGGUGCGAUCCGUCACCAAACAGGUCUCCGCCUCGGAGCGCGCACCCGGGAAUAACUACUCGACCCCGGACCAGCGUGCCGCCGGCGCUCCUCCUCCGGGGACCCGAGGGUCUUUCAGGGCACGAAAGGAGCCCAGUUACAAGCCCCGGGAGGAUUACCACCCUCCCGAAGUGCCUUUCCCAAGUGUUACCCAGUACAAACAGGAUUUCAAACCCUGGCCCAUUCCCAGGAAGGAUAAUUUCCCUUGGAUUAGUAACGGGGGCAGCAGGGCAGCCGGUGUUUCGGACAGCCCGGGGAACAGUUACCACAGCCAGGCACACCCAGGGGACAGAGAGGAGCGGGGUAGGGGGCAGAGGUGGGGAGAUCAGCAGGUGAUGGAGGAGAGCAGAACCAGCUCAUACAGGCAAGAGUACAGGCCAUUGACGGGGGUGAGACCAGCCAAAAGUGCGAGGAAAAAUACUCCAGCUCAAUACUCCAGCCCAGGGACAGAGGCCACCCAUGUCCUGUGCGAGACCAGCUAUCAGGCUGCCUACAGUGGGCAGGGCCACAGAUCCAUAGGACUGCAUCAGGGGGAAAACGAUAUCACAUCAGCUGCCUCCAACAUACAACCUGCUGCUGUCCCCCAGCCCACCCCCACUGCUAUGCAAGCUGGCAGGUCACCCAUCCCCUCCAGCCUCCAGCCGAGCGUCCCGCCUGAGAUGACCGAGUUCAGUCGAACAAUCAAGGGAGAGGAACAUCUGGUGAGGACCAAAUUCCCUCCGAACUCUUCUGCCGUCUUUCAAAGCGGGCCGAGGGUCUUCAACAUCUGACAGCUGCUCCAACUUCCAACCAUUCCACUUUGAUCGGCUUUAAGGAAUUAACGGGGGAAUGAGUCAAGUUUAUUCCACAACACUAGAAUCUAUGCAAGGGGAAUGUACAUUGUUGUGGAGCUGCAGCGUCAGGAUCCCUAGCGGAGACCGAUAGAUACAGUAGACGGACCCCCCUUUUACACUCUGCCCUGCCCCCGUUGUAUGGAAAUGAAUACGCAUGUAACUAAACACAAGCUAUUUUUUGUUUUUGCUGUUAUAGAUGCACAACAAAAACAGGCUGCUCUUUGAGGCUGUAUGUGUGUGUGUGCCUGCUGAUUUGUCCUUUAUUGUACAGAACCUUGAGUAUGCUCGAAAAAAUGAAUGGCAUGGUUGGUCAAAUGUGAAAGCGUAGACUAUUUUGCCCUUUGGUGUUCUGCUAGAAAUCUGCUAGAAAAUAAGUUAUUUAUUUCCUCAGUAUUCAAUUAGUUUACUAUUUUGAGAAAGUAUUGUUCAGUCUGUUAUUUUGUAAACCUAUUGUUAAAGAAAAUACAUCAAAUAUAUAAUGUAAGUGAAAUUACAAUAAAAGAAUAUUAGGUUCUUAACACUUUCUC